Messenger RNA from Entrophospora sp. SA101, 353 nucleotides. The record is from the annotation of a GenBank genome assembly. Lineage: Eukaryota; Fungi; Glomeromycota; Glomeromycetes; Entrophosporales; Entrophosporaceae.
UACUUUUAACAAUUUGGUUAGUUUAUCAAACUGUUAAAGCAAUCACUUUUUUACAUCUUUUGAGUAGAAAACAUAGUUAUUAUGAUCCAAAAGUCGCGUUUGUUAUUGGUGUUCAAACUGUUGCACCUCCAAUAAUUGUAAUAAAUGUUGUUACUUGGAUAGUUUUUUGGUUUGAUAAACAACAAUCAAAACUUCGUAAUUGGAGAACUCCUGAACGCGAAUUAUUAUGGUGGUUAUGGACUACAGGUGUUUUUGGUGGUUGGCUCAGUAUGUUUGAUUCUUCACUGUCAAAAAUCUAUUUGUUAAAGAAUUUAUUGGUUAAUACACAUAAUAUCGGCUUUGCAUUUCUUUAA